Nylanderia fulva is the source of this 3651-nucleotide messenger RNA. RefSeq lists its product as uncharacterized. Gene Ontology annotation, molecular function: chromatin binding; histone binding. Gene Ontology annotation, cellular component: nucleus; PRC1 complex. The record is from RefSeq and is a predicted model, not a curated record. Gene Ontology annotation, biological process: negative regulation of DNA-templated transcription. NCBI's taxonomy places the organism in Eukaryota, Metazoa, Arthropoda, Insecta, Hymenoptera, Formicidae.
UGUCUUAAUUAAUUAAAAGGAUAUGUAGUAUUGAGAAUCUGCAAUCAACAAGAACCUCUUGCUAGGGAAAAAAACAAAUUGAUGGAAAAAUUUAUAAAUAAAGCAUGGCUUUCUAAAUUCUGUUUUAAAAGACUGCAAUUUAAAAGAUAAUUUUGGAACAAUAAAUGUCAAUAUACGUUUGGUAUUUUGCAUUAAACUCAAUUGUGUUAUUUUGAUGAGAUUUUUGAGAACAGAGUAAUUACAUUUCUCAAUAAGCCACUUGGAUGCCAUAUAACAUAUUAAUUCUUAUUUAUAAAAACAGAUAAAAGCACAGAAAGCAAAAACUUGCGAUAACAUUUCACUUUAUUCGCAAUAGUAGUAAAUAUGAAAUAGUAUUAAAUAUUGAACGGUAUUAAAUCUGCGCAUCUCAACAUAUUUUUUAUAUUUUUGCAUUUAAAAUGAAACAUGAAUAUAAACGUUUUAUUGGCUUUUUGAAGGGAAAAUAAAAAGGAAGUAUUUGCGCAGUUAAAAUAAAUAAUUCUGAUAUUAAAGCUACUGUAUUAUAACACUUGAAUCAUAUUUGAGUGAAAUUGGAAUGAAAAAUAUGCAAAAGGAAUAUUCAGGCUAUCAAUUGUGAACAGAGAUUAAUAUUUUUAUAGUAUUUUGCACAGUAUAUAUCUCUGUACUCUUCUGGAAAAAACAUUUGAUGAAAUCAUUACUUCCGCUAUAUACAUCAAUGAGACUUUAAAAGUCUUCAAUGUUUUGGAAUACUCAGCAUUAUUCUUAUCGCACAUUGCUAGCAUAACAAAAUUGCAUAACAAAUAAUUGCCACACAAAUUACGUAUGAUACAGUGUGAUAAUAAGAUUGAAACUGCCAUAAAAAUAUAAAUGUAAAAUGGCAAAGAAAAAGAGCUACCUAUAACUGAACAGUAUCGAUGAAAGAUACUUCUUUUUCUGAGAAGAAAAGAAGCUUAUCUAAAUCUGUGCUCGAAUUUUGAAAGAGUAUAAGGAAACAUGACAGAUGUUAAACCGAUUGGAAUUUCACCGUCUCAACCACAGCAGCAGCAGCAGUCACAGCAACAACAACAAUCCCAACAACAAUCUCAACAACAGCAAAUAAUGAUCACUCACGAUUUGCAACAGCAGCAGAAUGUUCAGCAGCAACAACAACAGCAUGUACAGCAAUCGCAGCAGCCUCAACAGGUCCAACAGUCUCAACAAGUGCAGCAACAACAGGUUCAAUCGCAGCAGCAGAUUCAACAACAGGUCCAGUCGCAACAACAAAUACAAGUUCAACAGCAGCAGCAACAGCAACAACCCCAACAACCACAACAGCAACAGCAAAAUAAUGGACCCCACAAUGUUGUUCCCACUCAAGUUCAAGUGCAGCCACAGGUAGCUGCAAGUAUGCCUCAACAACAGUUGCAGGGCGCUGUUGCAGUAUCGAUGCAGCAUCAGCAACAGGGAGUAGGUGGUGUAUCCAUGACAUUAUCUGGUCAACAGGGUGGAACUACUAUAACUACAAUGGCUGCACAUCCACAAGCAGUCCAAGUGAUUCAACAACCACUCCAGAGUCAAGCUUAUCACUUACAACAAUUAUAUAAUACUCAAGGCACACCUUUAUUGAUGCCAGGAAAUCUUGCAUUGCAUCCAGCGGGCAUAAAUCCUUCUUCUAUUCAGGUGAUAACAGCUGGAAAGCCAUUUCAAUCUGCAGCUCAACUGACUCCUCAUAUGAUAACGGGAUCAACACCCGGCCAAGGCGGUGGUCAUCCUGGUGCAGCUGGCGCCAAAGUUCAAGGAUUUCCUGCUGGCUAUUUACCAGUACCCACAUCUGCUACUCCUGGUGCUGGUCAAACACUGGUCUUUGGUCAACUUGGUGUAUUAGGUUCACCGCAACCGCCACCUUCGUUGCAACAGCAGCAACAGCAACAAUCCGCGAAUAAGCAAGACCAGGUGCAAAAGUAUACAGCCUGCACGGCCGGGGCACCUUCUGGUGGAAGACCCGGUGGUAUGCAAUUUGCACCUUGGCAAUUUGCGCCACAAGUAUGGACUGGAUUGCAACAACCAACUCUACUCACUACCGGGCCUAAUCAGAUAUUCAUUCGCGGUGCGACGCAACCAGACAUGUUCAUACAAAGUCCACAACCGAUACAAACGCACAAUGCUCUAGCGACACAGCAACAGAUACAGGGUGUGCAGCAGAUAACAGCGGCUAGCGGUAAGCCUACUAAAGUCAUGGAUAUUCAGCAGCAGCAGGCGCAGCAGGGUAAACCAAACACGGGCGGACAGCGGCCUUUAAAUAUUCUGCCAUCAUCCUUGGCAGUGCAAGCUGCCAAUAUGCGUGCCGCUAGUUCUGUCUCCACGCAAACUGUUCAUGCACAAGCGAAUAAGGGCGGCGGUGGAGGGAAAGGCCGUGGUAAACCGAUGCAAUCUCCGCAGCAACAACAGCAACAGCAAGGUCAACAAACGAUACAACAGCAGGUCUUCAUUCAACAAAAACAGCAGCAGCAGCUGCAACAGCAGUAUCAGCAACAAGUGCAAUCCUCCCAACAGCAAAUACAACCUAAACCCAUUAUGAGUAAGACUAUUUGGCUAACGAAUAUGACACUGCAACAACAGCAACAAUCUGGCGUUGUCUUGGGCACAGAUCGCUCUAUUAUGCCAGUGGUCUCGGUAGGAGGUGUUGGAGUUGGAGUCGCAGCCACACCGCAAAUGAAUCAGGUACCGCAGCCUUCGAUGCCGACAGUACAACAGCUUCCUUUACCGGUAAAUCAAACGAUAAUAAGUAAUCAAAUAGUGAACGGAGCGUCGCAGGUUCAAGCGAUGCCGAUCAUGAACGCGACCCAGGAUCAGUCGGCGCACGAAAACACCAAUUCGGCUAUAAUGAUCACGUCGCCAGAUCGUAAUCCGCAAGCUGAAUGCUCCAUCAUACUGCCAUCUACUACAAAUCUAGCUCCAAUGACAACUGACGAUAGUAUGAAGUUAGUUUUGAAAAAGGAUGACAUGUCUGUUGCUACGGAAGAAAUCGCGGCAGCAGCACCUCAGACGGAAAUAAUAGAUGGAGAUCUAUGUAAGACGACGACGAAAGAGGAAGAAAUAAUUGCUUCAAAGAUAGAAGAGAAACAGUGCAAUAACCCAUUAGCGGGACUUGCCAAUGCAGUCAACGCUAUUACGAACGGUGUUACCGGCGAUGAGUCACCGAAUAUGGCGAUUUCAACACCAAUCACAGUGAACAAUAAACAAGCACCACCUAAAGCUAUGGUGAAACCACAGGUCCUUACCCAUGUGAUAGAAGGAUUUGUGAUACAAGAAGCAUCAGAACCUUUCGCAGUAAGUCAGGAGACUACUAAUAUCCUCAAUCGAAGCAACACAGCUACGGAGAGAGAAACUCACGAAGAACCUGCAAAGAAGAAACAUUGUCCUAAUUAUUUGAAUGAAGAGGAUGGAGCUAAUGGCCAAGUCAACAAGUGUGAAGGCUGCGGUAACGCAAUCGAUGAACAGAACGUCAAGCUCAAAAAAGAGAAACGAUUCUGCUCAUCAAUAUGUGCAAAGAGUAAAAACGCGAAACACGAGAUCGCGAUGGCACAGAAAAACAGUGGACUGAAAUAGAGACUGAAACUAAAACUGUCGAUAAUGACAUAGCGAAGAAGAACGGCGAAGAGAGAUCAUUAU